CGUUAGCUCACCCCUUUCUGUUCGUGGACGCUGCCGAGGAAGCAUCGUUAAAGUCUUACCUCUGCCGUCAUGUCUAAGUCAGAGUCUCCUAAAGAGCCCGAACAGCUGCGGAAGCUCUUCAUCGGAGGGUUGAGCUUUGAAACAACUGAUGAGAGUCUCAGGAGCCAUUUUGAGCAGUGGGGAACACUCACGGACUGUGUGGUAAUGAGAGAUCCAAACACCAAGCGCUCCAGGGGCUUUGGGUUUGUCACAUAUGCCACUGUGGAGGAGGUGGAUGCAGCCAUGAAUGCAAGGCCACACAAGGUGGAUGGAAGAGUUGUAGAACCAAAGAGGGCUGUCUCAAGAGAGGAUUCUCAAAGACCAGGUGCCCACUUAACUGUGAAGAAGAUCUUUGUUGGUGGUAUUAAAGAAGACACCGAAGAACAUCACCUGAGAGAUUACUUUGAACAGUAUGGGAAAAUUGAAGUGAUUGAAAUCAUGACUGACCGAGGCAGUGGCAAGAAGAGAGGCUUUGCUUUUGUAACCUUUGAUGACCAUGACUCUGUGGAUAAGAUUGUCAUUCAGAAAUACCAUACUGUGAAUGGCCACAACUGUGAAGUAAGGAAAGCCCUGUCAAAGCAAGAAAUGGCUAGUGCUUCUUCCAGCCAAAGAGGUCGAAGUGGUUCUGGAAACUUUGGUGGUGGUCGUGGAGGUGGUUUUGGUGGGAAUGACAACUUUGGUCGUGGAGGAAACUUCAGUGGUCGUGGUGGCUUUGGUGGCAGCCGUGGUGGUGGUGGAUAUGGUGGCAGUGGGGAUGGCUAUAAUGGAUUUGGUAAUGAUGGUGGUUAUGGAGGAGGCGGCCCUGGUUACUCUGGAGGAAGCAGAGGCUAUGGAAGUGGUGGACAGGGUUAUGGAAACCAGGGCAGUGGCUAUGGCGGGAGUGGCAGCUAUGACAGCUAUAACAACGGAGGAGGCGGAGGCGGCUUUGGCGGUGGUAGUGGGAGCAAUUUUGGAGGUGGUGGAAGCUACAAUGAUUUUGGCAGUUACAACAAUCAGUCUUCAAAUUUUGGACCCAUGAAGGGAGGAAAUUUUGGAGGCAGAAGCUCUGGCCCUUAUGGUGGUGGAGGCCAAUACUUUGCCAAACCACGAAACCAAGGUGGCUAUGGUGGUUCCAGCAGCAGCAGUAGUUAUGGCAGUGGCAGGAGGUUCUAACUAACUUCCAGGAAACAAAGCUUAGCAGGAGAGGAGAGCCAGAGAAGUGACAGGGAAGCUACAGGUUACAACAGAUUUGUGAACUCAGCCAAGCACAGUGGUGGCAGGGCCUAGCUGCUACAAAGAAGACAUGUUUUAGACAAUACUCAUGUGUAUGGGCAAAAAAAACUGAGGACUGUAUUUGUGACUAAUUGUAUAACAGGUUAUUUUAGUUUCUGUUCUGUGGAAAGUGUAAAGCAUUCCAACAAAGGGUUUUAAUGUAGAUUUUUUUUUUUUUUUUUUUUUUUUUUUUUGCACCCAUGCUGUUGAUUGCUAAAUGUAAUAGUCUGAUCAUGACGCUGAAUAAAUGUGUCUUUUUUUAAA
Messenger RNA from Cynocephalus volans (Philippine flying lemur), 1554 nucleotides. RefSeq names its product heterogeneous nuclear ribonucleoprotein A1 (gene HNRNPA1). Gene Ontology annotation, cellular component: catalytic step 2 spliceosome. NCBI's taxonomy places the organism in Eukaryota, Metazoa, Chordata, Mammalia, Dermoptera, Cynocephalidae. The coding region runs from base 70 to 1191 and encodes 373 amino acids. The record is from RefSeq and is a predicted model, not a curated record. Gene Ontology annotation, molecular function: mRNA 3'-UTR binding. Gene Ontology annotation, biological process: mRNA splicing, via spliceosome. The transcript has 11 exons.